AUGUCUACUUAUGAAAGCUUUGGCCAAUUUUCGGCUCCGUACAGUAGCAACGAUCUGGAUCUUGCUCUUGCUGAAUGUCAGGAACUCGAAGACCCUCUUCAAAGGCUUAAACCCUUCACCCAAAUGACGACAGAGUCUACUAGCCUCCCAGAUUUGCAGCUGUAUGAUGAUUGUACUCUGGGCCAGUGGCUUCCAGAUACCACGAAACAGACAGAUUUGGGAGGAUUCGAUGACUUCAAUGCAUCGAUAAAUGCGACCAUGCCGGAAUCAUGCACCCAUUCACUCCAAAGCACGACUGGCAUCAAUGAACCAAUACACGGAAAUGAAAACCUGAGCCGCAGGAAAAGUGAAUUGUUAUCGCAAUCAGCUUCUGAUAACCGGGUGGUGCUCAACAGAUCUUCAUCAACAAUUCGCCACCUUAAUGAAGACUAUCAGACUUGGGACCAACAUGCCGCUUCGCUGUCCAGACGAUUCGAGAAAAUGGAUGGGAGUCUAAAUAAUGUCCAAGAUCGUCUGUCGAGGCUUGAACCUCGUUUGAUGGGGUUGGAGCUCAGUCUUGAUAAGAUUGACGGAUACUUUCAACAGACAGAGGCUCAUCUGAAGAGAGCUUUACGGGAGAUCGAUAUCCUAGGUGACAAGUUCAAGACUCUUGACAGUAUUAUGCUUGAAGUCAUUCGACGGGAGCAAAUUGCAAUGCAGGAGAUAGGCGAAUUAGCGGGUAGAUACAAUGAUCGCUGA
This is a messenger RNA of Penicillium diatomitis, 738 nucleotides long. RefSeq lists its product as uncharacterized. The coding region runs from base 1 to 738 and encodes 245 amino acids. NCBI's taxonomy places the organism in Eukaryota, Fungi, Ascomycota, Eurotiomycetes, Eurotiales, Aspergillaceae. The record is from RefSeq and is a predicted model, not a curated record. The transcript has 2 exons.